Messenger RNA from Megalops cyprinoides (Indo-Pacific tarpon), 1648 nucleotides. It is a transcript of the gene mier3a, whose product is annotated as mesoderm induction early response 1, family member 3 a. The coding region runs from base 10 to 1632 and encodes 540 amino acids. The record is from RefSeq and is a predicted model, not a curated record. The transcript has 13 exons. Lineage: Eukaryota; Metazoa; Chordata; Actinopteri; Elopiformes; Megalopidae. Gene Ontology annotation, molecular function: histone deacetylase binding; transcription corepressor activity. Gene Ontology annotation, biological process: negative regulation of transcription by RNA polymerase II. Gene Ontology annotation, cellular component: nucleoplasm.
GGUACCAAUAUGGCGGAGGCUUCCUUUGGAAGUACGAGCCCAGUUGGCUCUUUGUCUUCGGAAGAUCAUGAUUUUGACCCAACAGCGGAGAUGUUGGUCCAUGACUAUGACGAUGAACGCACUCUAGAGGAGGAAGAGUUGCUGGAGGGAGAGGCGAACGUCAGUGCGGAAAUUGCGGAUCUGGAGAAGGAAGGCAACAUGCCACUGGAAGAGUUGCUGGCUAUUUAUCGUUAUGAGGCAUCGGUCAGUACUGUUGGGGGGUCUAGCGUGGACAGCUCUUCAGGGGAACUGACUGACGAGCUACCGGAUAUGACAUUAGAUAAGGAGGAGAUCGCAAAAGACCUGCUCUCCGGGGAUGAUGAAGAAACGCAGUCAUCAGCUGAUGAUCUGACCCCAUCUGUAACUUCACACGAAACCACAGAUUUCUUCCCAAGAACGCUGAGAUCCAACACUAUAUACGAUGGGGACAAGGAGUCUGAGGGAGAAGACGAUGGUGUGAGUCCCGAAGACUCCAGAAAGGAGAUCAUGGUGGGCUCUGAGUAUCAGGCGGAAAUUCCUUCCCAACUGUGCAGCUAUGACGAGGAAGAAAAGCCGUAUGAGGACGAAGACCAGUUACUGUGGUGUCCAGAUGUCCUGCCGGAGAGCAAAGUCAAGGACUUCCUCUGUGAGUUGUCCUUGCGGGUCGUGGAUGGGAAGACGGAGGGAGUUGUGGAGGGGACUCAUGUCAGAGACAAUGAGCAGGCUUUGUAUGAGCUUGUGAAGUGUAACUACAGUGUCCAUGAUGCACUUGAACGGUAUCGCAGCAGUGCAAAAUCUUCAAAGGAUGAAAUGCUUCCUUGGUCAGAAGAAGAAUGCAGAAACUUUGAACAUGCUCUGCUUUUGUAUGAAAAGAACUUUCACCUAAUACAGAAACACAAGGUUAAGACAAGGACAGUUGCGGAAUGUGUAGCUUUCUACUACGUGUGGAAGAAGUCGGAGCGUUUUGACUACUUCGUCCAGCAAAACCGGUUCGGGAAAAAGAAGUACAGCAGCUACCCUGGUGUAACGGAUUUGAUGGACAGGUUGGUGGAUGAGGCGGAGGGCCUGGUGGUGGACAGCUCCCCGUCAGUGUGCUCCAGCAGCGGCAGGCUGGAGCCCUCAGCCGACCAGCAGCUCAGCAUCCUCAACUCCAUCACAGCCAGCGACCUCUCCGCGCUGACCAACAGCGUGGCCACAGUGUGCAACCCUGCGGACGUCACCUGCCUGGACUCCUACACCUUCCCGCCCCUGGACAGCCUGCACCGGGGUGCCCUGAGCCACGAGGAGCCCCUGGGCUUCUCCAGCAACGGCGACGCCGACUGCCUCAACCUGCUGGACACGGGCUUCUACCACUCCGACCUGAACCCCAUCAACAUGUGCGGCGAGGACUGCGAGCGCCCCUCCAAGCGGCUAAAAAUGGGCCUGUCGGAGCCCUUCAUCAACGAUGUCUCCGUCAGCACCCUGGGCGUGGACUUCGAGAACCGCACACACCACAUCACAAGUGCCAAGAUGGCCGUGUCCGUCACUGACUUCGGGAGUCUGUCGGCCGGCGAACCCAACGGCUUCAUGAGCCCGCACACGCUACAUCAGCACACGGCACUGCAAUCCGAGUGACCGCUGCUAGCAGGCG